Molecule: messenger RNA, 3663 nt
Organism: Adineta ricciae
Lineage: Eukaryota; Metazoa; Rotifera; Eurotatoria; Adinetida; Adinetidae
Source: the annotation of a GenBank genome assembly
AUGCUUAUCAAAGAAUAUCGAAUUCCAGUACCAAUGACUGUCGAUGAAUAUCGAAUAGCUCAAUUAUACAUGAUUGUGAAAAAAAGUCGUGAAGAAACCAAUUCAUCCGGCAGUGGAGUUGAAAUAAUUAAAAAUGAGCCUUACACGAACGGACCAGGCGGUAGUGGUCAAUAUACGUUCAAGAUAUAUCACAUCGAACGACAUUUGCCCGGAUGGUUCAAAGCAAUCUUGCCAGCGAAUGCCAUGAAGAUCGAAGAAGAAGCAUGGAAUGCCUAUCCCUAUACGAAAACGCGUUACCGUUGUCCUUUUAUUGACCGAUUUCUUAUCGAAGUUGAAACAUGUUAUCAGGCCGAUUUUGGUACGCAAGAAAAUAUUUUCCAAUUAAAACCACAGGAAAUCGAUCAACGUGUUGUUGAAUUCCUUGAUAUUGUUUCCAGUCAACCAUUAGCAGAAAAUCCAUCAGAAAAUCCGUCAGUCUUCCAUUCGGAAAAGACAGGACGUGGGCCGUUAGCAUCAGAUUGGUUUGAACAAAUGAAAAAAACGACUCGAAAGGAUUCGAUUAUGUGUGCGUAUAAACUAUGCCGCGCGGAAUUUCGUUACUGGGGCAUGCAGAGUCGUUGCGAACGAUUUAUUCAUGAGAUAGCUUUGCGUAAGACAAUCCUACGAGCUCAUCGACAAGCUUGGUGUUGGCAAGAUGAAUAUCAAGGUUUAAGUUUAGCUGAUAUACGUCAUUUAGAAGAUGAAACACAACGUGAAUUGAAUAAACGAAUGGCCCAAUUUCAAAACGAAAUGAUUCGCUCAUCUAUAUCACAUUCAGUUUGUGACAAUAACAAUACAACGAAUAGAACUGAAUCAACGAAUGAUAUUAAUCAACCAUUGUCAGUCAAACGAACUCGACAAAUGUCAAUCGAUAGCAUUAAUGCCACCAGACCAAGAAUUAAUUCAUUCCCAGUACCUCCACUACCCACAGAUGAAACACCCGACGAUGAAUUCUUUGAUGCUGAAUCUUCAAUUGAAGGCAUUUCGAGUUCACGCUCUAGUCGUACAUUAACUCGUUCACUCGAAGAUAUUCAUUUGAACGAUUCAAAUAAUUCCGGUUCUCAUCAUUCAAGUAUUGAAGAUGACGAACGAGCAGCUGAAUCCUUGCCAUCCGCUGACAGUGAUAAAUGUCAAAUUGAAAUUUUGAUUCUCAUUUUUUACGGUGGUAAUAUCUUUUCAACCGAAGAUGCAUUUAUCAGCGCGAAGAAAACUGAUUUCAUCACUUUCCGUUCAACAUUUGAAACUGUUAUGCGAAAUCAUUAUUCGCGUAUCGAAGGCAAAAUAGCGAUUCGGUUCGUUGUUUGUCGUUCGAUAUGUACCGAAGCAAUCAAUCUACUGAAUAAUCUAUCACCAUAUGGAACACUCAACAUAACUUAUGAUAUAUCGCAUAGUGAAACGCUACCAAUAAACGCAAUUCCAUUAUUCGCCACAUCCAAUGGUAGUUAUCAAUCAUCAUUAAUGAGUACGGUGACAGAAGCAAAUAAAGUGUAUCAAGACUUUAUUUCAUCGAAGGAAGGCAAGAAUUUCUCGGGACAGGUGGUGAUCAUUGGCGAUGCAAAUGGAGGUAUAUUAGCAUAUGAUGCUUUGUGUUUAAAUCAUAAUUUCGAUGAUACGAUAUCAUUGUAUGGUGAAGAAGGCACAUCAUCGCGUAUGCCAGCGCUGAAUAAACGAGCUCAAAAAGAUAACUCUGAUACUGCAUCGGGACAUUCAGGACAUCGACAAACAACAAAACGAAAUAUUACCAACGACACUCUUGAUACAAGUGACAAUAUUUCACGAUCCGAAGAUAAUUGCCAUACACGACAGGAUAAUUAUGGAUUAACAUUAGCAUUUGAUGUUAAUGAAUUUUUUUCUUUUGGCUCACCCUUAUCAUUAAUACUCGCUUACCGGAAAAUGCUCAGUGAAACUGUUGUGCGGCCCAUUUGUGGACAACUGUACAAUCUAUUUCACGCCUGUGAUCCGAAUGCAUCUCGAAUCGAACCGUUGAUACAGUCAGAAUUCAGUCAAAUACCUCCGUGUUGUGUGUCGCGUUACUCCCAAUUUCCACUAGGUGAUGGUGAAUCGACACUACUCGUUGAAUAUGUUCAUAAAUAUUCCAAAUUAUUCGUCAAGAAAAACUCAAAUACAUCGUCAAAUGAUACAAAUACCAUUUUCUCCGAUCUUCGACAAACUUGGUGGGGAUCGCGACGUGUUGAUUAUAUUGUCUAUUGUCCAGAAUCGCUUAUGAGCCAACCAGCACACGUUCUGCCAAUUGUUUUUCAUUCAAGUUAUUGGGAAUCACGGGAUGUCAUGUCAUUCAUUUUGCGAAAUAUAACUCGAAAUCAAGAACAAUCUCACUUAUUCAGCAGUCAAACAACUAACAAUCCAUGUUCAUUUACACCGGUCAAACCAACCGAACGUUGGGCACAUCGUACUACUGGUGUUAAAAUACGGAACUUAGCUCCAAACCAUCGAGGAAAUGAUACACUAGUAGUAGACGCCCGGCCGCAAACCAUCCAUGCGAAAUUUCAUUAUGGACCCAUCGAUAUGGUCUGUUUAGCUAAUGAAAAAGUAGAUAUCUACGUAAUGCGAUCAGCACCGUAUGGAGAAUGGACAUUGCUCGAUACUGUUGAAACCGACACUCACGGUCGUAUACGAUACACAAUUCCAGACAAUAAAAAACUACCUCUCGGACUACAUCCGGUUAAAUGCGUGGUUCGUGGCGAUCAUACAACAGUUGAUCUUCAUCUUACUGUUCUGCCACCUAAAAGUGAAGCAGUAAUAUUCAGUAUUGACGGAUCAUUUACGUCGAGUUUUUCGGUAAGUCAUCAUGAUCCGAAAGUACGGCCUGGUGCUGUGGAUGUUGUACGAUAUUGGCAAGAAUUAGGUUAUAUUAUUAUUUACAUAACUGCACGUCCAGAUAUUCAACAACGUCGUGUCGUUCACUGGCUGGCUCAGCAUAAUUUUCCUCAUGGUUUGACUCUGUUCAAUGAUGGCAUCAGUCGUGAACCGAUCAAGCACAAGGCAGAAAUGUUACGCGCUGCUAUUGAGAAUGCGGACUUGACAAUCAUGGCGGCAUAUGGAUCAUCGAAAGAUGUUCCUGGCUAUCAAUUAAUUCAUGUCCCACCGGAAAGAUUGUUUGUCGUUGGAAAAGUCAAAAAUCGUUUUCAAGGACAAGUGCGUUUUGUUGUUGAUGGCUAUGCAGUGCAUCUAGCUGAACUAUCAAAACCAGGUGUCAUACGACCAUCUAAAUCAAAUUCACGUCAUUUAAUUCGUAAAGCCUGCUUUAAUCUUCCGAAAUUGACAUCAAUCACAAUGACACAAUCAUCCACCUCAUUGAUCAAUACGCGACAAAUAGCAGCGUCUUCUGCGCAUUCAACUGCAUCAAUGCCUUCAUCUCAUCAUCCUCUCAUCGAUCAAACGUUAUCGGUGCCCUUAACACAUCGAAAAAUCAAUUUCAACGAUGAUGCGAACGUUGCUCGACGACAUAAUCUUUUGACAUUCAGUGCUUCGCAAUCGAAAGAUGCUGCAGCACGGAGCCUAUCUCCUCGUAUUACCCGCCACACAACAACAACAACUACAAUAACGGCGGCAGCAGUAGCAACGAAUAAUACCUACAAUCCCUCGUCGAUUGAAAAACUAUAA